Moneuplotes crassus is the source of this 675-nucleotide messenger RNA. NCBI's taxonomy places the organism in Eukaryota, Ciliophora, Spirotrichea, Euplotida, Euplotidae. The record is from the annotation of a GenBank genome assembly.
AAAAUGGACAUCUCCAAGGAGCACGAAAGAGUUGAGAAUCUGAAUCAAAUUUUGCAGCAAAAGAUCCAGUCAUUGCAAGAGAGAUAUGAUAGGCUACGUGAAAAGACUGACAAAUACGAGGAGAUAAGAUCACUAGAGAUAGCUAAUACGAGAUAUUCCUUGGAGAAUACAAGUUUAAAAUAACCAGUUAUUGAAAUACAAACAGUUGAACACUGACCUAGAGGAGCAGAAGAACCACCUUGUGAAGGUAGUCAGAGCCCAGAAGGAAAACAGUGAACAACCUAGUGUUGAUACGUCUAAUUUGCAAAUUUCGAAGAAAGAGGUUGUGUUCAAAAAGAAUCAAUCCAAACAUACAUUUGUGAAAUAUUACAGCCUAAACGAUAGCGACACUGAUGAAAGCUUGAAAGCUGAAAUCGCUGAAGAAGAGAUUGAACUCCAAAAGACUUUUACUACACCCAAGGCUAUUCAGAGCAACCGGGAACAUCUGUUUAGUAAGCCUACCUCUAUUAACUCAUUAAUGGGUUCCUGUACCUCUUCUGGACUAUUUAAUUCGUUACUUAUGGUCUUUAGAGUACAAACUUAGCAAGCUAGAGUCAGAGAAGAUCACCUUUGAAACUCAAAAAUAAAGCCUUACUUGAAAAUGAACAACUUAAAGCCAAGAAGGAGGAGACUGAU